Staurois parvus is the source of this 317-nucleotide messenger RNA. The record is from the annotation of a GenBank genome assembly. Lineage: Eukaryota; Metazoa; Chordata; Amphibia; Anura; Ranidae.
AUGGGGCCCCUGGGCAAUAGGGGAUCAUGGGGCCCCUGUGUCCUUGCCCAAACUCAAAAAAGCCUAUGAAAAAGGUACCAGGGGCAUCUCAUGGGGCCCCCUACUGACCCCGGGCCCUCGGGCAGUGCCCGAGUUUCCAAAUGGUCAGUCCGCCCCUGUGGACAGAGGUCUCCUGUUCAUAUAUACACGGAUUGGAUGUGGUGUGAAAUAACAUUGCUUCCUAGGGUUAGUUUCUCAUGGUGAAUUGUUUUAGGUUGUUGGGAAAUCUCAAAGGACAAUAAAUCCCUUUUUUAAGGAUUGUUGGGAUUUAUGUGCUA